Messenger RNA from Prorocentrum cordatum, 303 nucleotides. The record is from the annotation of a GenBank genome assembly. Lineage: Eukaryota; Dinophyceae; Prorocentrales; Prorocentraceae.
AUGGGAAGCUGUCGAGCCCAGCGGGCGCCGGGCUCCGUGACCUGUGCCGAAAAGCGCGGGAGAUCGGGCAUCAGGGCGGAGGCGCGGCCUUCGCAGGCGGUCGCCCUGUGCCGCGUUCGUCCGACGUGGGCGGGGUCCCGCUCGCGCGCACGGUCGCCCUCGGCGUCGACCUGGCCAGCUGCGGGCAAACUUGACAUCCUGGACCUCGAGGAUAUCAGGCGGAGCGUCAUCUUUCUGCAGCAGCGCGGCAUGCCAAGAGGCACCAACCGCCACGUGGACUCUACCAGCACGGGCGACCACUGA